Messenger RNA from Prunus armeniaca (apricot), 495 nucleotides. Lineage: Eukaryota; Viridiplantae; Streptophyta; Magnoliopsida; Rosales; Rosaceae. The record is from the annotation of a GenBank genome assembly.
AUGACUCUGCGAGGAGCAGCUCAGGAUUGGUUCCACACUCUACCGUUCGCGUCAAUAGGCAACUUCAAGGAGUUCGCCAUCAUUUUCACAAAGGAGUACACCUCCUACAAGACAGUCAGAAGGCAUGCGGACCACCUGUUCAAUCUGCGCAAGAAGCCAGACGAGUCUCUACGAGACUACCUGAGACGAUUUAAGGCUGAGAAGGCUAACAUCAUAGGAUGCAACGACCAAGUUGCAUCCUCAGCUUUCAAGAAGGGCUUGCCAACCGAGCACGAGCUAUACCGGGAGUUGGCCAUAACUCAAGUCAAACCUUGGCAGAAGUGUUCGCGACGGCAGAGCGCUACGCACUUUGGGACGAUGAUCGUAUCGCCGCAAAGAAAGCUAGCAAACAAGUUGACCAUCCGACGAAGCAGGCAAGCCAAAAGAGCAACAAGUUCAAGCAAAAAGCCCGAGAUAAGCGCAGAUCGCGGCCCUAAGAGGGAAGCUCAGAAAUAG